AUGGCUGGGCUCCAAACCAACCUCUAUGUCGGCAUCGGCAUCACCUGGAUCGCCGCCUUGGUGGCCCUGAUCAUGAGGGUUUUUGCCCGGCGGAUGACCAAGGUUAGCUGGUGGUUUGAUGAUUACUUCUGCGUAUCUGCAUUCAUAUUUGCGACUGGCUACUGCGGCAUCUUGCUGGAAUGGACCCUCCACUGGUCGCUUGGCAAACUGAUGCCUGAUGACCUUGAUAUGAAGACUAGGGAGAAUAUCCUCUACCACUCGAGGAUUCUCGGUUUCUUUAACUCGCUCUGCUACGCCUCCUCGCUAGCAUCGUCAAAGAUAUCCAUCCUAUCAUUCUACUGGCGACUGUUCAAGACAUCGACUAUCCGGAUUCCCAUUCUGGUGCUCCUUGCCAUGUCGGUGAUGUGGAUCAUCUUCCGGACUUUCAUGUUGAUCUUCCGCUGCGUUCCCGUCCAGUCAAUUUGGGAUAAGACAAUCACAGGUUCUGUUUGCAACAUCGACGGCGGCAAGUUCUUCCUGGGCACCAUCACCACCCAUUUUAUAAUGGAUAUCAUCAUCCUCAUUCUUCCUAUUGUUGAAGUAUCCAGGCUUCGCCUACGCCUCGGCCAGAAGCUCGGUAUCAUCGCCCUCUUCAUCCUCGGCAUCAUUGUCUGCCUCGCAUCUGCGUUUGUUCUGGUCGAGUUGGUCAAUUACAACAACGAUACAACGCAGAUGCCAUAUGACUACGCCAUGUACUGCAUCCUUGGAGCUGUGGAGGUGAAUAUCGCCAUCGUCUCUGCCUGUUUCCCCCUGCUUCGGCCAAUCUUCCGACACAUCCUUCCCACACAGUUCCUCAGCUCCUACGGCAGCAGCCAACGCAUCAGCCGACCAAGCAACAUCAGCCGACCCAGCAACAUCAUCAGAUUGACCACAUUGAAUCGAACGAACAAGGAGGUCGAGGCUGACGAGUCGAGCUCGACGCAUCAGCUGGCGGACCCGGAGCACGGCAUGCCUGACGGGCAUGACUUUGACCUGGCGCCUGCACGCAGCUCGGGAGGCGUCCGCACGAUGAUUUCGAGCCGGGAGUAUGGCUCCGAAAGGUCCAGCCGGGAUGGAGAUCGUGGGAUAUAUGUGCGAAAAGACACGGCUGUCGAGGUGGAGGAGAUACUGGAUUCAAAAGGUCGGAGAUAUGGAAGCGGCAGACGGUCGUGA
Messenger RNA from Ilyonectria robusta, 1191 nucleotides. RefSeq lists its product as uncharacterized. The transcript is spliced from 5 exons. NCBI's taxonomy places the organism in Eukaryota, Fungi, Ascomycota, Sordariomycetes, Hypocreales, Nectriaceae. Bases 1 to 1191 code for a protein of 396 amino acids. The record is from RefSeq and is a predicted model, not a curated record.